GAUUACAGUAGGAGCAGACUUCAGUGGCUCAGACUUCGUAAAUAUUACCGUCUUUGCUUAAUUAUUGUUAAAAAUCCUGUGUAUUUAACGUAAAGUUUUAUGAGGAAGUUGUAAAUACUGAUUUACAACUUUAUUUUUUCCACUUUGUUUUUGGAAGACGAUGUCAGUCAUGCGCAUGAAAGCAGGAAGGUGUCCUACUGAUGAGCUUACUCGCACCAACUGCGCCGUUGCUAGCAAAGAUGACUUCCCUGAUGAUGUUCAACACAUCGAAGUCAGCACUGGCCCGGGACAGCACUUUGUGUUCUCUGUCAAAUACCACCCGGAGAUUCCUCGGGGUCAGAUUGGGUUCAGUCUGCCGCAACGUAAGUGGGCUACGCUGUCUCUGGGUCAGGACAUUGACGUCAAGCCUUACCACUUCAACCCAACGUCUAGCUCAGAGUGCCUCUGCACCAUCACUCUCGAGGCUGACUUUCUGCAAAAGAAAUCAUCCACCACUGAGCCGUACGACACUGACAUGAUGGCCAAGGAAUUUAUCAUGCAGUUUUCCGGCCAAGCAUUCACUGUUGGCCAACUCCUGGCUUUCCAAUUUCUGGAGAAAAAGAUGUUAAGCCUUUACGUGAAAAGUUUGGAAGCUGUUGACAUAAGUGCCAUAAAAAACGGACAGGAUGCUAAACCUCGAAAGACAAGAAUGGGACGGUGCUUGGGGGACACCAUGAUUCAGUUUGAAAAAGCAGAGAACUCCUCCCUCAAUCUGGUUGGGAAAGCCAAAGGGAAAGUUGUCCGUCAGUCAAUCAUAAACCCUGAUUGGGACUUCAAGAGUAUGGGAAUCGGUGGACUGGACAAUGAGUUCAACGCUAUCUUCCGAAGAGCCUUCGCGUCUCGAGUAUUCCCACAAGAAAUCGUGGAGCAGUUAGGCUGCAAGCACGUCAAGGGCAUUUUGUUGUUCGGUCCGCCUGGCACUGGUAAAACCCUGAUGGCACGGCAGAUUGGAAAAAUGUUGAACGCCAGAGAACCUAAAAUAGUCAACGGGCCACAGAUUCUAGACAAAUAUGUUGGUGAAUCUGAAGCCAACGUUCGUAGACUUUUCGCUGAUGCUGAAGAAGAAGAAAAGAGGCUGGGUCCUAACAGCGGGCUGCACAUCAUCAUCUUCGAUGAGAUAGACGCCAUCUGCAAGGCAAGAGGUUCGUCAGGCGGGAGCACCGGCGUGCACGACACCGUGGUCAACCAGCUGUUGUCCAAAAUAGAUGGUGUGGAACAACUAAACAACAUCCUCGUGAUCGGGAUGACCAACCGACGUGACAUGAUUGACGAGGCUCUGAUGCGACCCGGCAGACUGGAGGUUCAAAUGGAGAUCAGUCUGCCCGAUGAGAACGGGCGAGUGCAGAUUCUCAACAUUCACACCAGUCGGAUGAAAGAGUACAAAAAGUUGAGCGCAGAUGUUGACUUAAAGGAACUGGGCGCACUGACCAAGAACUUCAGUGGAGCUGAGUUGGAAGGUCUUGUGCGAGCUGCUCAGUCCACAGCCAUGAACCGGCUGAUCAAAGCGUCCAGCAAAGUAGAGAUAGACCCUUCUGCCAUGGAGAAGCUACUGGUGUGCAGGGAAGACUUCAUGCAUGCUCUGGAGAACGACAUCAAGCCGGCCUUUGGUACGAGUGCUGAGGCCCUGGAUCACUUCCUCACCAGAGGUAUCACUAACUGGGGAACUCCGGUCAAGAACAUCCUGGAGGAUGGAAUGUUGUUCAUACAACAGGCCAAAGCUCCCGAGUCUUCAGGGCUUGUCAGCAUUUUGUUGGAAGGACCGCCAAACUCUGGGAAGACUGCACUAGCUGCCCAGCUGGCUAAAAUGUCUGACUUUCCAUUUGUCAAAGUUUGCUCCCCAGAAGACAUGGUGGGCUUUACAGAAUCUUCUAAGUGUCUAACUAUCAGGAAGUAUUUCGACGACGCAUACAGAUCCACUCUGAGCUGUAUCUUGGUGGACAACAUCGAGCGCUUGUUGGACUACGGCCCCAUCGGUCCUAGAUACUCCAACCUCACCCUUCAGGCUCUACUGGUCCUGCUCAAGAAGGAACCUCCUAAGGGAAAGAAACUGCUCAUCCUGUGUACCAGCAGCAGAAGACAAGUGCUAGAAGAGAUGGACCUGCUGUCCGCGUUCACAGCUGUACUGCAUGUACCUAACCUCAACAAGGCUGAACAUCUGCUGGCCGUGGUCGAGGAGAGCGAGAUAUUCUCCAAGGAGCAGAUGGCUCAACUCAUGCGUCAGAUCUCAGGACAUUCCAAGAUUUUCAUCGGGAUCAAGAAGCUGCUAGCUAUGUUGGACAUGGCUCGUCAGACGGAGGACGCGUAUCGAGUAGUCAAGUUUGUAUCGAGGCUCGAGGAGGAAGGCGCACUCGAUCGAGGAAUGACCAUACACUAGACAGUAUUAGCCUCCUCGUAAUAGCACAUCCUUCCUUAGGUAUUAUCAGUCCUGCUUGUUGAAUUUGUGAUUUAUUUAUUAUAGUAUGUUACUUACGACGUUACGUUUGUGCAUUGUUAAUAGUAAAAGCGUAAUUGAUGAUAGAGUUUUAUUAUGUAUGUGUGGACUGGUUUGACCGGUUAAACCACCGAGCUGUGAGAUGUAUUACUCUUUAAAUGUCCAUCAACGCUAAAUGUUUAUGUGGCGGUUAGAAGGCUUUUUUUAAUUCCACAAGGUUUUAUCCUGGAAUUUUUUUCCACAUUACUUCAGACUAAGCUUAGAGGUUGCGACAUUAUCACUUAGAUAAAACUCAUUGGUGGUGGGAUUUGAACCGGGGACCUUGGGGACCGAAGCCCGGCGCUCUACCACUAGACCAUAUGUUAAAUAGGUGCCAAAGCAAGACUUAACCUCCGCAUGCUAACCAACGUUGAUGGACAAUUUGGUGAAUAAUACAAUUUAUCUAUUGUUUGGUAAUAAAUCAAAAAUUCAGAAGGAUUCAAAGGUAAAUGUAUGUAAAGCUGGUAAAAAAUUAACUAGGCACUGGCUGAACGGGGCAUACUGCAAAACAAAUGAUGUCAGCAAUUUGGAAUUAAACACAGCUGUGACAGCUGUCCUUGUUAAAAAUUGGAAUGUCAAAGAUAAUAGGUGUGCUGUCUAAACUGCUGUAAAAUGUAAAAACUGACAAAUUGUAAAAAAGAUCUAUCCAACAAACAAACAACAACAACAACAAAACAAUAAAACAGAAGAAUAAAAAAUUAACAUUUUAUUGGUUAAUAACUAUUUAUAAAAAAUGUCAAAUAAGUUGCUGAUGUAAUUUAUUUUAGAGUAUGACUUAUAACACAGUGUUCAUAUUGUAAGUUAAAGUAAAGUGGAUAUGCUUGAAUGUUAAAGGUUCUGGUUGGUACCUUUUCCUAAAAACGUACUACUUGAGCAUCAACAGUGUAAGAUAUUACCUACCUAAUUAACAUUUUUUUUAUAAUUAAAGUCAUCGCCCCAUUUUCAAUCUAGAGGUGCAUUUUGUCCCCUUUAUAGGUACUGAUCAAUUUAUCUGUGUAUGACUUCAUGCACAUAAUAAUCAAUGUUACUUUGAUGUUACUUUGUUUUUGUUUAAAUUUUAAUGCUUGUAAAUGCUAUGUUUAGUUAAUUUAUGUUUAAAGGUUUAAAAAACGUAUACAACUUGUUAAAUCAUCUAAUAUAAGGUAGCGUACAAAGGAAAUGAAUAGAAUCAAUUUUUUAAAUUCUGCAUCCAGUGUAAUUUAUUGAGUUAACUUUAAAACUCUUUAAAUUAUUUGGUAUUUAUUUGUUAAUUUUAUCGUAAACCUGGUAAAAAUGUAGGUAAGCAAUCAUUGGUGUUAAUUAUUAAAUAAUAGCUAUGAAACUUACUUUGGAAUCAAAACCAUUGACAUGAAAUAUGCACUUUCUCUCAAUAUUUCUCUUUAGGCUGAGUUGCACCAAUGGUCAUUAAUAAGUUUUUGUGAUCAUUUUCUGUUAUUAUUAAUCGAUCGUAAACAUUCAUUUCUUGAAAAAGUACUUUUACUCAAACAAUAAGACCACAUAGUAAACAUAUUAACAUAUUAAAUAAUAUGUUCCAGUAUUUUUUAAUUUGUAGGUGUCUAAACAACGACAAAUUUUUAUAUUACUUUUUUCAACGUUUAAUUAAACUUCAAAUUAUAUAAGACCGUUGUGCAUUUUUAUUUGAACUUUACACUGUAUAUAAACCUGGAGCUUGUGUGGUUGUAGUGCAAUAGAUAAAAGUAGUCAUGCCAUAAAGUGUGUGUGAGGUAAUACGCAACUACCAAAAACUGCUUUACUAUUUUAAUUCUAACUAGUCUGCAUAGGUUAUUAGGGGAAUAUCAAAAUAUUUUUAUGUAUGUUUUAAGACUGUAUCAAUAUACCUAUACAAACACUGGAUCUAAUUUUGUGUGUAUAAAAAUUAGUGGCAUUUAGUAGAUAUCAUGAAUCUAAUUGUAAGACAUACUUUUUCUCGUUUGAUAGGAAGUACAGGUAAUUUUAUUUGUUGUAUGCUAUGGAUUUUGGAAGAUGUACUGCAGAAAAAUUCAAUUUGAUGUGCUAAACUUAAAGUUCUUUUUGCCUUUUUUCCAAGGUUAUACUUUUAUUGUGUUUUCCAAGCAAAUUCACUUGUCCACUUUAUAAACUUGGCCUUUAAUAAUUAGACUUUAAUAUACAACUUUCCAAACACAGAAAACCUUGAUUUUUGUUCAAUACUUGUAUUUUUUUACACAUUCUCUUAAAUCAAUACAUACACAUUUUUAAAAAAUCAAUACAUUACAACUUUUUCAUGAAACAUAUUUAGGUUUUCACCUGGUGCACCCUUCAAGAUGUAGGAAAAUCUAUGUUUUGAAAAUGUACAAAUAUGAAAAGGAAUUACUUGGAUCGGUAUAAUUUUAGAGUAUUUAGAAGUAAUUUGUUUGUUAAUCACGUAAGGAUGUAGAUGCAAAGUUGUUGUUUGUUUAACAUUUAAUUGUGGUGUAAUACUUAGUAUGAAGUAGCAGAGAUAGAAUUAUCGUCAAAAGAAUGUUCAUCCUUUUGCUCAUAAAUGUUUGUUUAAAUAUCUAUUAAAAUAUAACAUUGUUUAAUAAUGCAGUUAGAUUUUAAAGAAUAAAAUUAAUUGGUGUUUGGUGUUAAAUGUGUAUAAAGGAUGCAGAAUGCAAAAUUUAAAGACAACUGUUGAAAUAAUUUAAAAAGUUUUUAAAACUUAAUUUAAUUUUUUACCUCUGUUAAGCCUGUGUAUUGUUUAUAAGACAUAUUUUAUUAUCGAAUCAGUGUAAUUUUAGAGUAUUUAUGGGUCCUGUUAUUCAAGCAUAUUGGAAAAGCUAAGUGGUUGUUGUCGCUUAUAUUAAGUCAAUUGUUAGAAGACAUAUCAGGCUUAAAGUCUGACUUAAGUCGCCUAAUCUUCCGAACUUAUAUAGAGCAAUAAAAUUGAUGUCUUGCCGAGAAUAUUGUAAUCAGCCCAUCGUAUUUACCUUGCUGUACUUGGAUGCAAUAUUUAAGAAUGUAUUUAAUUUAUUGAUUAAUUCAUUCAUUAGGGUACUCUCUCCAUAAUUUCCCUUUUAACUUGUAUUCUCUUUAUAAAACACAACUAACUAUAAUAUACACUGAGUUUGAGUUUUAUUCAUAAAAGAUCGACGAUAGGUAGUAACAAAAAGUGUUGACUGGUCCCUCACAAAAAAAAAAAAAAAAAAUUCCACCAGUUUGAAAACAAACAAAACAUAAUAUAACCUGAAUAAUGGAAUCUGGAGUACCAAAUCUACAACAUUACUUAGUGACGAUUAUAUUAAUCUUCUCCUACCUCCUCCAUACCUCUCAAUUUGGUACUUAAAAUUAAAAUAAUAUCCAUUCUUAAUUUUUAUUUUGUACCAACAAUAAUUGACUCAAGAGGGAGUAGUACCUGAAUGCAGUUCCCUAUUCCGCCUCUGUCUCAAAUAAAGCCUUGCCAAUACUUUUCAAUACCUAAAAUCUUGCAUUGGUAGGUUGGGAUAAGACAGAGCUCUUGUAUGAACUAAAAGACUUUUAUUUUUUGUUCUUGUUUUAACACAACAAUAUAGUAUUGUGUACACAGCUAUUAGUCAAAGAUAUCAUGUGCUAAAUAUUUAAUUAUUUGAGUAUAUUAUUAUUUACAUUUAUAACCAUGAGAAAUAAUUCUGUAGUAUUAAGUACUUCAGUAAAUUGGAGGUGUGCAAACGGUUUGAUUUUCGAGCCGAGCCUAGCAUACGAGCUCGAGAGUUCGCCAACUCAGAAAAUCACGCUCGAGCCGAGCUUCCACAUUUGCAGGCGAUAACAAAGUUCCUGUUAAUCACAGGAGAAGAUGGUGAUAUCCCUACAACCGCGAGAGAUGUUCAAAAUUUUCUGCAGUUACAGAAAUAAUUUAUAAUGAUUACACCACCAUUGUAGACGACCAGGAUUUUACAAUGAUCGCUUGAGUCAAUUAAUUAUGAUGUUUACACAACCCUGGAAGAUCUUUUUGAAUUUGCUGCGAUUGUGGAAAAAUUUGAUUUUUCCGUUUGCUCAGGAUUUUUUCCACAAUUAUUGCCGUAGACGAUUAUGAUUUUUCUUGGCUUCGAGAACGGUCCAGUAUUUGACUGCGAUUACGGAAAACAAUGAUGAUGUUUCUGACACUGUGGGAGACGAUGAUAAUGUCACCGCAGUAGACAUCCUGGGUUUUGCCGCGAUCGCUGAAGGCUAUGAUAAUGUUUCUGUGGCUGCAGGAGAUGAACAGGAUUUUUUCUGCGAUCGUGGGAGACUGCGAUGAUGACGUAAUGAAGUAAUGAUAAAUGGACUGUAGCCUACAUAAUAUUGAUGAUUACCAAAUGUACUACUUUCUUAAAUACUGUACAUUGUAACAUUAAAUUGUACUUUGAAAAAAAUAAUUAAACAAACUAAUUUAUUGUAUGUCCAAAAUCCUCGGCUAAAAAACAACUUGAGGCUCGAACUUUUCCCUAAACGCUCGUGCUUGGAGCUCGGCUCAAUGAAAAAUCUCAGGCUCGCACACCGUUCUUGUAAAUACAAUAAUUGGUGUAAUAUUCACGCUAAUGUAAUUAUUAAAUGUAUGUUUUGUUAAUAGAUUUUUAAUUACAAAAAAUACGAGAUAAUUUGCUUGUGCUACUCUAUACAAUAGAAAAAUACUUAUUUAGUGAGACUGUAGUUAAAAAACAUUACUUUCCAUUUUAUUUCUUAAUGCUUAUACAAUUAAAAAAGUUUUCUUUUUUAUUAUGUUCCAAAGUUGCAAAGUCACUGCUUAUUUACAU
Molecule: messenger RNA, 7218 nt
Organism: Macrosteles quadrilineatus (aster leafhopper)
Lineage: Eukaryota; Metazoa; Arthropoda; Insecta; Hemiptera; Cicadellidae
Product: vesicle-fusing ATPase 1-like
Exons: 15
Coding region: 161-2413 (750 amino acids)
Biological process (GO): Golgi to plasma membrane protein transport; SNARE complex disassembly; intra-Golgi vesicle-mediated transport
Cellular component (GO): Golgi stack
Molecular function (GO): ATP hydrolysis activity; ATP binding
Source: RefSeq, a predicted model, not a curated record